UUAAAAUUAUAGUUAGUAAUUGUUAACUUUAAAUAAUUUUUAAUAAGUAUAAUUAAUUUGGUGUAGAAUUGUUUGGGAGCAUUAGAUGGAACAUAUAUAAGAGUGCGUGUACCUAAAGCUGACAAACCAAGGUAUAGAACAAGAAAAGGAGAGAUUGCAACUAACGUUUUAGGAGUUUGUUCACAAGACAUGCAAUUUAUAUAUGUUCUACCAGGCUGGGAAGGUUCAGCACACGAUGGGCAUGUAUUAAAAGAUGCUUUAGCUAGGAGAAAUGGUUUGAGAGUCCCUAAUGGUAAAGUUAAUUAUAAAAAACUUAUCAGUGUUUGAGAUUAGACUACCAAUAUAUAUAGUUUUCCAUUCAAUUAUAACAUCAUUUAUUUAUUAUGUUUGAUAGGUUAUUAUUAUUUAGUUGAUGCUGGAUAUACCAAUGGUCAAGGUUUUCUUGCACCUUUUAGAGGAACACGAUAUCAUCUUAAUGAUUGGAAUGAUGGACUCCUUCCAAACACAGCAGAAGAGUUCUUUAAUAUGAAGCACUCAAGUGCUAGGAAUGUUAUUGAGCGUUGUUUUGGAUUGUUGAAAAUGCGAUGGGCUAUUCUCAGAAGUCCAUCUUUUUAUGACAUGAAUACACAACGGCGUAUAAUAUCUGUUUGUUGCAUGCUACAUAAUUUUAUUAGAAGAGAAAUGAGUAUAGAUCCAGUAGAAAAUGAGAUGAAUAGUGUACAAAGAAAUCACCCCACAACAGAUAAUAAUUAUAUUAAUAGUAUCGAGUCUUCAGAUUUAUGGACUACUUGGAGACAAAAUUUGACAGAAGAAAUGUGGAAUACAUGGGAGGGAACUAGAUGAUUAAACUAUAUAUGUUGUUAACCUUUACUACUUUAGUAUUUUUUUUUUUUUGAGCAUUUUUCAAAUAUGAUUUGAUGUAAUAAGGACAGAUGUCUAUAUUUAUUUGAUAUAUAUGUUUAUUUUUGUUCAAAUUUUUUGUGUUUAAUUUUCAAAGUAUUAAUUUAUGUGUUCUUUCAAGUUUCAAAAUUUAUACUUUUUAUUAAUAUUAAAAAAAAUUAUAUGAAUAUAUAGGAUGAGUUCAAGCUCUAAUGCAUAUCAAAGAGGGAGAGGUAAAAAUAAACAUUAUUGGACACCAACACAAGACAAUGUAUUGAUUGAAUGUCUUCUAGAGUUGAGUCAAAAUUCAACAUGGCGAGCUGAUUCUGGAUUUAAGAAUGGAUAUUUGCAACAAAUGGAGAUUAUGUUAGAGGAAAAAUUACCAGACUCGAAGUUGAAGGCCUCACCUCAUAUUGAAUCUCGUAUUAAAAAUUUGAAGGGGAAGUAUUCUUGCUUGGCAGAAUUAUUAUCUUUAUGUGGUUUUAGUUGGGACAAUGAACAUUCUUUAUUAUUGUGUGAGAAAAGUGCAUUUGAUGAGUAUGUGAAGAAACGAAAAGAUGCAAGUGAAUUAUAUGGGAAACCAUUUCCUUAUUACAACAAGCUAUCAGAAAUAUAUGGACGAGAUCGAGCUACUGGGACAAAUGCUGAUAAUGCUGAUGAUGAUGAAGAAGAAAUAUGCCAAAAUGAUGCAACUGGUGUAGAAUUUGGAGUUGAUGAUAAUAUAGAUGGCGGUGAGGAUGAUGAAGAAAUAAAUGAAUUUGAUGGUGUCUCACAUACUCAACAACCAACUAAUAUACGUCGUAGAUCUACUGAGAGUACUACUAGUAACCAACAACGUGGUAAGAAUAAAAAAACUAAGGUUAUGGAUGAAAUUUCUACAAAUGUUGGUGCAUUAGCAGAUUCUAUAUCUAAUAUUGUCCCGAAGUUUCAAGGAUUAAUUGAUGCAAUAUCUGAUAAGGAUGUAGCUGAGAUGCAAACCAAUUUAUUCACAGAAAUAAGCAAGAUUAAUGGCCUAACUCCAAUGCAGUGUAUUCAAGCAACCAACAUAUUGGCUAAAGAACCUCCAUUGAUGCGAGUGUUUUACGCAAUAUCAGAUGAGAUGAAACUGCUAUAUAUCCUGAAUAUGUUGCAAAAUGAUGCAUAA
Molecule: messenger RNA, 2023 nt
Organism: Cannabis sativa
Lineage: Eukaryota; Viridiplantae; Streptophyta; Magnoliopsida; Rosales; Cannabaceae
Exons: 2
Coding region: 1076-2023 (315 amino acids)
Source: RefSeq, a predicted model, not a curated record